Messenger RNA from Oreochromis niloticus (Nile tilapia), 1469 nucleotides. RefSeq names its product DCN1, defective in cullin neddylation 1, domain containing 1 (S. cerevisiae) (gene dcun1d1). The transcript is spliced from 7 exons. NCBI's taxonomy places the organism in Eukaryota, Metazoa, Chordata, Actinopteri, Cichliformes, Cichlidae. The coding region runs from base 156 to 929 and encodes 257 amino acids. Gene Ontology annotation, cellular component: ubiquitin ligase complex. The record is from RefSeq and is a predicted model, not a curated record. Gene Ontology annotation, biological process: protein neddylation. Gene Ontology annotation, molecular function: ubiquitin-like protein binding; cullin family protein binding; ubiquitin conjugating enzyme binding.
AAUUUGGGAAGUUGUAUAGGUUAUAUGCUAUAAAUUGUAUGCUCUUAUUUUGAAGAGCUGUGAUUCCACCGGAAAAACUUUUUACGCGACUUGUAAAAACUUUACGGGCAGUAAGCCAGCUGGAUGGGAGGAAGAGUAGCCCGGCAGUGACAAACAUGAACAAGCUGAAGUCCUCGCAGAAGGAUAAAGUUCGCCAGUUCAUGAUUUUUACACAAUCCAGUGAGAAGACUGCAGUGACCUGCCUGGCACAGAAUGACUGGAAGCUAGAUGUUGCCACAGAUAAGUUUUUCCAAAGUCCAGAGCUCUACAUUUCAAAUCUAAAGGGGGCCUUAGACAAGAAGAAGCUUGAGCAGCUGUACAACAGAUACAGAGAUCCUCAUGACGACAACAAAAUAGGCAUCGAUGGGAUCCAGCAAUUCUGUGACGACUUGGGUUUGGACCCUGCCAGUAUAAGCGUCCUCCUCAUCGCCUGGAAGUUCAGGGCAGCAACGCAGUGCGAGUUCUCGAAACAGGAGUUCAUGGAAGGCAUGACAGAACAGGGGUGUGACAGCAUAGAGAAGCUAAAAGCUCAGCUGCCUAAGAUAGAGCAAGAAUUAAAGGACUCAAGGAAAUUUAAGGACUUCUACCAGUUUACAUUUAAUUUUGCAAAGAAUCCUGGCCAGAAAGGUUUGGAUUUAGAAAUGGCAAUUGCAUAUUGGAAUUUAGUUCUCCCGGGAAGAUUCAAGUUCCUGGACCUGUGGAACAAAUUUUUAGUUGAACACCACAAAAGAUCGAUUCCUAAGGACACUUGGAAUCUCUUACUAGACUUCAGCACGAUGAUCACAGACGACAUGUCGAAUUACGACGAGGAAGGAGCGUGGCCCGUCCUUAUUGACGAUUUUGUGGAGUUUGCGCGACCACACAUCGGAACCAAAAGCACUGCAGUUUAAGGUCCGCUCUCACUGAAGUAACAGCCAUGAGAGGUUUCUACAAAAUCAGUGACUGGAGGACUGUGGAGUCACACUGAGCUGGGAACUAUGUUGCCUUUUCAACCCUCAGGACUGAAAUAUUUUACACAGCAGAGACUUUAUAUAUAUUAUGUGUAUGUACAAAAGGCAUAUCCGUUUGUUAGUUAACACGUGAUAGUUUGAAACUUUUAUCUAAAGUAUUGGGCUUUUGUGUGCGCUCAAGCCAACUAGAGAGGAGUCUCCAUUUGAACCCACGUGGGUCCCUGAUGUGGUUGCACUCCGAUACAGGUAGAUAUACACACUUGAACUGUAAUGUAAACACAAGGGUUUGCAAAGAAGAUGUUGUUCUUUAAAUACUGAAUUUUAAUACUAGUGUGCAUUUCCUGAUUUUUGUUUUAUGAUACGUUUGUGUUACAAGUCAGUAUCAAACAUUGAUUGUAAUUUUUUAAAUCAUAAUGCUGUUUGUUUAAACACAAAUACAUAAGGAUAAAAUAAAUGUUUCAGUUUGGUCUCUUUAAAGUU